Molecule: messenger RNA, 1194 nt
Organism: Talaromyces atroroseus
Lineage: Eukaryota; Fungi; Ascomycota; Eurotiomycetes; Eurotiales; Trichocomaceae
Exons: 6
Coding region: 1-1194 (397 amino acids)
Cellular component (GO): Golgi apparatus; trans-Golgi network; endosome
Molecular function (GO): antiporter activity
Source: RefSeq, a predicted model, not a curated record
AUGUCGACAGAGGAAGAAAGUCCUACUUUGCCUAUGAUCGAAAAACCGGAGGAAAAGAGAAAAGGCCUACAUCCCGUAUUUUUUAUCAUAGCUUGGAUUGCUCUAAGCUCUUGUUUGAUUCUGUACAAUAAGCAAGUCCUUGGCUAUGGGGGUUUUGAAUUCUCACUAAUCGGUCAUCCACUUACAGCUUUCCCAAUUAUCCUCACAACAUGGCAUCUCACGUUUGCUACGAUCAUGACCCAGAUCCUCGCCCGGUUUACAAGCCUCCUCGAUGGCCGCAAGAGGGUCAAAAUGACCGGCCGUAUAUAUCUGCGCGCCAUCGUACCAAUUGGCGUCUUCUUUAGCUUGAGUUUGAUAUGCGGAAAUGUGACGUACCUUUAUUUAAGUGUCCCAUUCAUCCAGAUGCUCAAGUCCACGACUCCGGUGGUCAUACUCUUUUUCACAUGGACAUUCAAACUCGAACCCUAUAGCUCCAAACAACUUAUCAACGUGUGUGUGAUCGUGAUCGGAGUCAUGAUUUCCUGUUUCGGCGAAGUCGACUUUGUUCUGGUGGGAGUGCUCUUCCAGAUCGGAGGCAUUGUCUUCGAGGCCGUCCGCCUUGUCAUGGUCCAGCGUCUCUUGUCGUCCGACGAAUUCAAAAUGGACCCGUUGGUCUCCCUCUACUAUUUUUCGCCUAUUUGCGCUCUCAUGAAUGGUGCGGUUGCUGCUGCUGUUGAGCUGCCACGAUUUAGAUUAGACGACGUAUGGCAUGUGGGUGUGUGGACGUUGAUUGGGAACGCCGUGGUGGCAUUCAUGCUCAAUAUCUCUGUUGUUUUCCUUAUAAGCAAAACCUCGUCCCUUGUCAUGCGCCUUUGCGGUAUACUCAAAGACAUUCUGAUCGUCAUAUCCUCGCUCAUCCUCUGGAACACGCCAUUGACCGGCCUGCAAGUUUUGGGAUAUACCAUUGCGCUGCUGGGGCUAAUCUACUAUAUGCUUGGAUACGAUCGCAUUGUGGGCUUCUCUUCGCGUGCGACGGGCAUGAUCAACGAAUACCGGGCCAAGAACCGCCUUAUAUCCAUUCUGAUCCUUCUACUUGUGGGCUUUAUGAUAGUGCUCACAGUUACGGGUCUCUUGGCUGUGAAGUAUGCCCCGGACAGCAUACAGAAUUUGAAAAGUUGGGUGUACUAUACGACAGCAGGGGAUGAUACGACAUAG